AUGGACCACUUAUCUGAUGUUUUCAUUGUCUCUGGUGUAAGAACUCCAAUUGGAUGUUUUAAAUCAGCACUCUCAUCUAUGACAGCUGUCGAGUUAGGAGGAAUUGCUAUCAAGGGAGCAUUGGAAAAAAUUUCUUUAGAUCCUAUGGAAGUUGAAGAAGUUUUUAUGGGUAAUGUUUGUCAAGCAAAUAAUGGGCAAGCUCCAGCUCGUCAAGCUGCUUUAAAAGGCGGUCUUUCAAUUACUACUCCUGCUACAACAAUUAAUAAAGUUUGUGCCUCGGGACUAAAAUCUAUUAUGCUUGGGGCACAACAACUUCAAACAAAAGAACGUGAUUUAGUUGUUUGUGGUGGUAUGGAAUCAAUGUCAAAUGUCCCAUUUUAUAUUAAAAGGGGAGAACUUACUUAUGGGGGUUUUCAAGGAAUUGAUGGAAUUGUUAAUGAUGGUUUAUCUGAUGGAAUAACCAAAAUGCAUAUGGGAGAAUGUGCUGAGAAGACAGCAGAAGAAAAUGAAAUAACAAGAAAUGAUCAAGAUGAAUUUGCAGCUCUUAGUUAUCAACGUUCUACAAAUGCAUGGAAUAAUGGGAUUUUUAAAGAUGAAAUUAUUCCAAUUACUAUUAAAGAUCGCAAAGGGGAGAUAAUAGUUGAUAAGGAUGAGGAAUAUCAAAAAUUUAAUCCAUCUAAAAUGAAAACCUUAAAGAGUGCUUUUAAAAAGGAUGGUACAAUUACAGCAGCAAAUGCUUCCCCAUUAAGUGAUGGUGGUUGUGCUGUUGUUCUUGCUAGUGCAAAAAAAAUUAAUGAAUUAAAUUUAAAACCAUUGGCAAAAAUAAUUACUUAUGGAGAUGUUGCUGUUAAUCCUAUUAAUUUUGAUCAAGCUCCAACACACCUUAUUCCAAUACUUUUAAAAAAAUCUGGUUUAAAAGAUUCUGAUAUAGCAUUAUAUGAAUUAAAUGAAGCAUUUAGUACUGUUCCACUUUUUGCUAUUAAAAAACUUGGAAUAAACAUUGAUAAGAUAAACAUUCAUGGUGGGGCUGUAUCAUUAGGACAUCCAAUUGGAAUGUCAGGAGCAAGAAUAUUAACUCAUCUUGUAUACUCUUUAAAGGAAGGACAAUAUGGUUGCUGUGCCAUUUGUAAUGGAGGAGGUGGUGCUUCUGGAAUGAUAAUUCAAAAGAUGUAA
Strongyloides ratti is the source of this 1173-nucleotide messenger RNA. Its product is annotated as Acetyl-CoA acetyltransferase, mitochondrial. The record is from RefSeq and is a predicted model, not a curated record. Bases 1 to 1173 code for a protein of 390 amino acids. The transcript has a single exon. Gene Ontology annotation, molecular function: acetyl-CoA C-acetyltransferase activity. Lineage: Eukaryota; Metazoa; Nematoda; Chromadorea; Rhabditida; Strongyloididae. Gene Ontology annotation, biological process: fatty acid beta-oxidation.